Messenger RNA from Bicyclus anynana (squinting bush brown), 7963 nucleotides. Its product is annotated as two pore calcium channel protein 1-like. Gene Ontology annotation, biological process: monoatomic ion transport; transmembrane transport. Gene Ontology annotation, molecular function: voltage-gated channel activity; monoatomic ion channel activity. The record is from RefSeq and is a predicted model, not a curated record. Lineage: Eukaryota; Metazoa; Arthropoda; Insecta; Lepidoptera; Nymphalidae. Gene Ontology annotation, cellular component: endosome membrane; lysosomal membrane. The transcript is spliced from 10 exons. Bases 3612 to 6203 code for a protein of 863 amino acids.
UCAAUGUCAUUAUGUCAAUGCCAAUUGCCAAUUGUCAAUGUGAAUUGUGAAGUCAACGUCUCAAUCAAAUCAAAUCAACCUUUUCCAUCAAAAAUGGUGAUAGAUUUUGCAAAGCGCAAUCAGUAAACGGAAAUGGCAUCGUUGCGGAGCCCGCCUUCGCCCACCGACGGUUACAAAAGGUUCAGUGACGAUUUCGCGAACGCCAGCAUCAAUAAUUACGGCUCCAAUGUGUCAAGUAAACAAGAAGCUCACAUAGUUUUAACUGCACAGUAGUUGCCGCUACAUGUAUACGCUUCUGUCUUAACAAUACACCAGUAAUGCACAUCAAAACAUUCGUUUAAUUUCCUGCCUCGAGACCUCUCUCGGGCCGACCUGAUUACGGCGCGGCGAGAGACCGGUGACGUAGGCUGUGAGUCACCAGCUCGACUGACCCAUAUUUAAUAAACUUAACGGUCGACCUAGUACUUCGGCUGCUUAAUAAAGCUGCGUGUGCAUGCGUAGUGCUUACCCGCAUGCUUUAGAUUCACCAGAGCACCGCUACCAAGUACCAACUUGCACAAGCAUUUCUACAAAUAUGUUACAUUUCUGUACAGUUCAAAUCUAACCAUGUCCUGUCAACAGUUGGAACUGCUGCUAUGCUGUUGAGGCUACUUGGUUACAUUCAAUAACAGUAAUUUUAAACAAGGCCUUACAGUGCUCUGUUGUCAUCUAUGAAUGUAUGAAAAUGAUUAAAAGUUAAAAGAUAAUGUAUUAUAUCUCAUAAGUGUUAGUAAAAAAUGACAAAAUUUUGGUCAAACCUAUGAUAAAAUAAAGAAACAAAAAUGCUUUACUAUUACUUAGUACAUUCACUAACCAGUAUCAAGUUUAUAUUAUACUCAUAUUCAGUAGUGAUAACUAAUGGAGUCUCAGAGGAAUAACAAAAUGGUAGGUCAAGUUUAUCAUGCAGCUCAUUUGUAGCUGACCCACUGACCACUGACUGCUGACUGCUGUAGUGUGUACACUGACAGGCUUCGCUAAGGGUGUAGGUUUCAAGUGAGAGACAUGUUUGACAACCAGCUGACAUUUACAGUGAGCUGCCUGCCACACUAUGUACUGGUCAAUGAUAAUUGUAUAAUAAAGAGAGGUUACAAAAUCCCUGCAAAAAAGUGAUUCAAAUUUAGCUACACCAUUGAACUGCACAAUUUUGUCUUUUAUUCCAGUUUAUAAUAAUAAGCUUUAUUUUUCCCAUUUAGAUAGUACUUAACAAUAUCUUAAAACUAUUCUAACUAAUCUAUAUAUUUAUCUAAAUAAUUAAUUUAUGUACUAGUUAAUAAUGGGCCCCUUCGGGUAUAAGCCUCCUCCAUCUUUUUCCAAUUGUCCCUUUCUUUUGUGAGUUCCAUCCAACCUUGGCCAGCCACUGCGGUAAUGUCGUCUACCCACCUUCCUAUAGGCCUUCCUACCUUCCUUUUACCAAGUGGACCUUUCCAGUAGGUAAUUUUCUUAGUCCACCGUUUGUCCUUUAGCCUGCCUUUAUUCCAGUUUACAUUUAUGUAUAUAAUUUUUACACUUCCUGAACACACAAUCAACAUUGUAGACAAUAUUUGCUUAAAUAAUAUUUGUUAUUCUAUAAGGGACAAUGAAAUUUAGACAAUUAUACACAUCUGUCCGCCUCAGUUUUGAUGCUCUAGUGGCCUGUCUCUAGUAUGUUAUAUCAUUGGUACUGGUGGCUUGUAAGUGUUGUAGCUAAUAUAAUAGGGUAGUUGACUAAUAUCAAAUUUUAUAUUAAAUUAAAUGACAUUAAUUUUGUGUUCACAUGGAAUAAGGUUCAGAUAUAUAUCAAUAUCUAUACUUAUAAUAAAACUGUAACAGGUCGAAUUCUGUACAUUGAAGAUAUUUUGAAAAUGUUUAUUGAAGGGCAUUAUACAAUUGAUACUGAAGCCAAAAAUAUUUUUUUUAGAUUUCUUGUGUUGAAACUACUGAAUGAAUUCAAAUGAAACUUAGCAAGGUUUGAGAACAUAAUACUGAGCAGGUUAUAGGAUGUUUUUUCUGAUUUUAUUUAUCCUAUAUAAAUAAAACCAGAAAGAAACAGGGGUUGAAAGUUUGUAUGGAAAGUCCUCCAUUUUUAGAGUUACAGUUUUAAAAAUUUGUAGAUAAAUCAAGAAAAAAAUGCGAAAUGUAACGUGAUUCAAGAAUUUUUAAAAUUCAACCCCUGAAGGGCUAAAAGGGGUUGAAGUAUGUAAAAAAAUAAAAAUCAGUCAUUUAUCAAGUUAUAUUUGUAAAAUUAGUCUUCAUAUGCUUUGUCUAACAUUAAAAAGGAACUUCAAAAAUUUCAUCCUUAGAAGGUUAAAAAAGGGUUGAACUUUUUUAUGAAAGUCUGUGAUUACUCAAAUUUUGUUUACGGUAAUAGAUAACAUUGACUAUCAAUACAAUGUGAAAUGCAAUAGGAAUAAAAAAUUCAACCCCUAAAUGGUUGAAACAGGUUUGAAUUUUUCUGAAAUUAAAUAUCUAACAUUCUCAAGUCAUAUAUGUGAAAAAUGGUCCACAAACGGUAGGUUUAACAGGAAAAAAGAACUUCAAAAUUUCCCCCCUAUGUAGUUAAAUAAGUUUUUUUUUAUUCUUUAAAAGUUAGCCCUUGACUACAAUCACACCUGAUGGUAAGUGAUGAUGCAGUCUAAGAUGGAAGCGGGCUACUUGUUAGGAGGAGGAUGAAAAUCCACACCCCUUUCAGUUUCUACACGACAUCGUACCGGAACGCUAAAUCGCUUGGCGGUACGUCUUUGUCGGUAUGGUGGUAACUAGUCAUGGCCAAGCCUCUCACCAGCCAGACCUGGAUUGAACUUUUUAUGAAAGUCCGUCAUUUCUCAAAUUUUGUUCACGGUAACAGAUAAUAUUGACCACCACCUUUUGACUAUCAUUGACUAUUACUAUAGUACACCAGCAUUUUACCCAAGCACACAAAACGGUUGUGCAUUGGCCUUCGGCCGGGGGUUUGUAAUAUGGCCUCCGACCGUGGCUACGACUGGGCAUCUUACCCAAGCACAACAAUUUUGUGAUGUCAAAUGUUAUUUAAUGUACUAAACCUCAAAGUAAUUGUUAGAGUGCGCGCAAGAUGAGUGUGCGCGCGACUGGCGGUGCAAUAGGCUAGGUGACAUCUUUUUUAAAUGGUCAUAAAUAAGUACUUCGUUGUCAUUCUACUAGAUUGAAUUCUUUUUUAUCAUAUUUUUUUGAGGCGUUUAGGCUGUUUAGGCUCGUAUUGUCAAAAACAUAUUUAUAGGUAAAUUAAAACUUUCAUGUAAUCACGUCUUAUUUUUUUUUUUAAUAAGUAAGUAAUGUAAUAAUGAACUAUUUAAGACCAUUAAAAAAAAGUGCCUAUUUUGUUUAAAAUUUAGAUCUAUGCACACUGUACACGGUACAGUGAGUAGUGAAAUGCAGGGCUGCUGAUAGGUAUAGUUGAAUGGGGCCAAGAGCCGUUCACAAAUGAGAUGAAUCAUACAGAUAACAGAAGUUUAUCUGUUGAGCAAAAGAUAACAUGACGGUAUCUCGCUCUCGAGCACGCGGCGCGCGCGCUGGCAGUCGCAGGCGGCAGGAGCGGCAGGUAGCGGCAGGCAGCGGCAGGUAGCGCUGCCGCCAACAUGACGAAGGUUGUGCGCAUUCCGGGUACUCUGUACGACACCUUGCGGGAUUACUGGUACACGCUUAAAUCGUAUAGCAGAGCGGCGGCGGCGGCGGAGGCGGGCGCGGGCGCGGGCGGCGGCGAGGGCUCGCUGGAGCUGGGCAGCCGCUCGUCGCUGCACGCCGGCCUGCCCAUGACCGAGGACGAGCACUGGGAGAUGAACUACCACGAGGCCGCCAUCUACCUGGAGUCGCUUGCAGGAGGGGCUCAACAACGAGAAGUUCGACUCGCACCCGUCGAGCCCGGAGGAGCUGCCGGCCUACCUGCGCGUGCACAACCCCUGGUACCACGGCCUGGACCUGCUGGCCUCGCUCGUGCUCAUCCUGCUGGCCUUCAGCGAGGAGCCCGCCGUGCCCGCCCUCAAGCUGCCCGUGUGGGCGCACGGCGGCAUGGAGCUGCUGGCGCUGGGCGUGGUGGGCGUGGAGCUGCACCUCAAGCUCAAGUGGAUCGGCUGGGGCACCAUCCUCAGGCACAAGCGCACCAUGCUCAAGGGGAUCACCCUCCUGGUCAUGGUUCUAGAGGCCGUGGUGGUGCUGUGCCGCCAGGCGCCGCACGUGCGCGCGUCGCGGGCGCUGCGCCCCAUCUUCCUGGUGGACACGCGCCACUGCGGCGGCGUGCGGCGCUUCAUCCGCCAGAUCCUGCAGUCGCUGCCGCCCAUCCUCGACAUGCUGGGUCUACUGAUGUUCUUUGUGGCGACUUACUCGCUACUGGGCUACUACCUGUUCUCCGAGCACGUGGACAACGGCCACUUCCGGACCCUCAGCGACUCCUUCGUCAGCAUGUUCGUGCUGCUCACCACGGCCAACUUCCCGGACGUGAUGAUGCCGUCGUACGCCAAGUCCAAGUGGUACGCCGUGUUCUUCAUCCUGUACAUCAUCACCGUGCUGUACGUGCUCAUGAACCUCAUGCUGGCCGUGGUGUACGAGACCUUCACGCGCAUCGAGCGCGACAAGUGCCGCGCGCUGCUGCUGCACCGGCGCGGCGCCGCGCGGCGCGCCUUCCGCCUGCUGGUGUCGCGCCGCGCGCCGCGCGCCGUGCGCCUGCGCCACUUCGCCGGCCUGCUGCGGCACGCGGCGCCGAGCGCGCGCGCGCUCGACGCGCUGCUCACCUUCCGCCUGCUCAACCGCAGCGGCUCCGGCGGCCUGUCGCGCGCCGAGUUCGCGGCGCUGUACGACGCGCUGGCGCUGCGCUGGGCGCCGCAGGCCGCGCGCGCGCCGUGGUACGCGGCCGGCGCGCUGGAGCCGCUGGGCCGCGCCGCCGCCGCCGCCGUGGCGUGGCCGCACUUCGAGCGGCUGGCGUGCGCGCUGCUGGCGGCCAACGGCGCCGCCAUGGCGCUGCGCGCGUGCCAGGCGGCGGGCGACGCGCGGGCCGGCGCGCGCCUGCUGGGCGCCGCGUGGGACGCGUGGCUGUUCGCGGCGCUGGCGCUGCUGGAGGCGGGCGUGCGCGCGCUGGCCGCGGGCGCCGAGCGCUACCUGGCCAGCGGCUGGAACGUGUUCGACCUGGGCGCCUCGCUGCUGGCGCUGCUGGGCGCCGCGCUGCUGUCGCUGGCGCCGGAGCUGGCGGCGGCGGCGGCGCUGCGCCCGCUGCGGCUGCUGCGCCUGUACAAGCUCAAGAAGCGCUACCGCGACGUGUUCGGCACGCUGGUGCUGCUGUCGCCGCUCAUGUCGUCGGCGGGCUGCGUGAUGCUGGUGCUGUACUACUUCUUCGCCAUCGUGGGCAUGGAGCUGUUCGCGGGCGCCGAGCUGCGCGACUGCUGCGCGAACACGUCGGUGGAGGAGUUCUACAAGUCCUCGCGCAACGGCUCGGCGGCGCCGGGCUACUACUACCUCAACAACUUCGAGAACCUGCUGACGAGCGGCGUGACGCUGUUCGAGCUGACGGUGGUCAACAACUGGUUCGUGCUCAUGAACGCCUACGCCGCCGUAGUGGGGCAGCUGAGCCGCAUCUACUUCAUGGUGUUCUACCUGUUCACCAUGGUGGUGCUCACCAUCGUGGUGGCCAGCGUGCUGGAGGCCUUCCGCUUCCGCAUCCAGUACAAGCGCAGCACGAGCAAGCGCGACGAGGAGAAGCUGCUGCACGAGGAGGUGCACACGAGCUGGGAGGAGGCGCAGCGGCUGGGCGCGGCGGGCGCGCUGGCGGACGAGCUGCGCGCGCAGCUGCCGCCCGGCCGCACCGUGUCGUUCGUGGGCACGCGCCCGCGCACCAAGGAGGUGCUGCAGCGCCGCAUGUACCACGCCGACAUACUCAAGUGGCUGGCCGAGGACGACGACAGCGAGGAAGCGCCGCCCGCGGGCGCCGGCGACGCGCCGCCCGAGCCCGCCGCGCCGCCCGAGCCCGAGGCGCAGCAGCUGCGCGGCGGGGGCCAGCUGUAGCGCCGCGCCCGCCCGCCUCCACCGCGUCAGAACGAAGUGAACUGGCAAUGGGCGUCGGUAGCGACGUCACGUUUGAUGUCGAGCCAGACGAGGGACGGCUCGGAGCUUCCGCUCGCAGCGGGCGGCCGAGUCAGGAGUUGGACACUCCGUCUGCGGCGCGAGGCGCACGAGGAUAUUGAAGUAGUUAAAGUCGUAGUUAGGUAAAUGUGUAUAGCGCUCCCAUCGCCUGCCGCUGUGACCGGCUGUGACACUGUGACUGAACUCGGCAGAGUGACGGCAGCUGCAGCCGAGGUGCUCUUUAUUUAUCGAGUCGUAUUGUUUAAGUAUUUGACGAGGGCUCCUGGCACACGUAGGCAUAUAGUUGUAUACUUUAGCUUAUUUUGCGUUCGCUUUCGCCGGGAGCGGCGGAGAGGCCUUAUAGUAUUAUUGUUAGGUAGGCGCACCGGUCGAGACGCGGCGACGGCAGCGGAACUCCUAUGAUGCUGAACGAGUGAUCAAAAGGUAAUGUUGACACGUUCGCGCAGGAACUGGGCGCGGUACGGCGGGUGAGGCGGCUGCUCAAUUGUAAGGAGUGAACCUCAGAAUGAGAGACACUUAAGUUCUAAAGUGGUACGUCAGAAACGGUCUCCAUAGAAAUUGAUAAGUGAACCAAAAUGGCGGUCAUCUGCGCAGGUAAAUACUUCUCUAUAACAAAGUGUUAAACUAGUAAGUACUACGCGGUUGCCCAAUCAUCUCUAUGAUUGUAAAUGUCAAAGACAUCAAUGUCAAAUCCUAUCCUACUUCCUACUAAUAAUAUAAAUGUGAAAAUUUGUAUGGAUGUAUGUCUGUUAUCUACUGAAGCGAUUUGGCUGAAACUUGGAAUGGAAAUAGAUUUUACUCUGGAUUAACGCGUACGCGUUUGUAGUGGAGUCAACGUGUUGCGACUUGUGUGGUUGUGUGGCGCGUCACCGCGUAUGGCGCAAGUCACAGGCCGCGCACUAUACCUACUACCUAUCUACAAACCGCGAACCCAGUGAGCACGCUGCGACUGGCGCGUGUCGACUACGACGUAUGUAGGUUCCAACCCAGAUAAUGAAUUUGAAGAAUUGCAAAAUAUGCUUCCAUUAUUCAUACUCGUUGCGAGAAGUCACCUGUACCUAAAUGCCUCAGUGACUCUCAUAUUACGUAAGUAGGUAUUACCUAUAGGCUAUAGCUAGGUAUGCCGUGGCGCAAUGUCCGCGCUGUACCCAAUGUUUCCUAGCUGUAGACGAGUGCUCUAGUGUAGGUAAUCGUUAAUAAUAUUAGGUAUAUACUAAUCAAGAAUGGAUUUUCACCCGAGAUGAACUUAUUGUAACAAAUUAUCGCUGUGUUUCGGCCUGUACCUAUUCAUUUAUCGAGACUGUAUUAUAAUAUUGAGUUCGUUUAGUUUUGCGAAUAUUUUUCUACUCAUCAGACCUCAAAGAAACAAUCAUAACGUGAAUUUAGGUUCUUAUUUUGCUUUAUUUGAUGUCAGAACAACACGCGGCCCGGCGCCGCUCGCGUAUAUCUCUCACUGUAACGAUCGUUGUGAUCGGCGCCGCUCGCGUAUAUCUGUCAACUUAACGAUCGUUGUGAUCGGUGCCGCUCGCGUAUAUCUGUCAACUUAACGAUCGUUGUGAUCGGUGCCGCUCGCGUAUAUCUGUCAACUUAACGAUCGUUGUGAUCGGCGCCGCUCGCGUAUAUCUGUCAACUUAACGAUCGUUGUGAUCGGCGCCGCUCGCGUAUAUCUGUCAACUUAACGAUCGUUGUGAUCGGCGCCGCUCGCGUAUAUCUGUCAACUUAACGAUCGUUGUGAUCAGUAUCGGCGCCUCGCUCCUACAGUAUUCUUUUUAUUUUUCUUUUCGAUUGAAAUUUUAUAUUUUUGUUAUAUUUUGUGUUAUUUUAUAAAUUUAUUAAUAAAUAUGUAACAAAGAACCGAUCA